Eutrema salsugineum is the source of this 636-nucleotide messenger RNA. Its product is annotated as jacalin-related lectin 24. The coding region runs from base 1 to 636 and encodes 211 amino acids. The record is from RefSeq and is a predicted model, not a curated record. NCBI's taxonomy places the organism in Eukaryota, Viridiplantae, Streptophyta, Magnoliopsida, Brassicales, Brassicaceae. The transcript has 2 exons.
AUGAAGAUGUUCAAAGUAGGACCAAUUGGGAAAAAAGAUUCGAAGGAUAAGAGUUGGACCGAGAAGGAAUACACCAACAUCUCUAAUAUAUAUAUUUAUUUCGACGACUACGGCAUAAACUCUAUUCAAUUUAGCUUUUCUCAUAAGGGGACUCAAGUACUGUCCCAAAAGUACGGUUUGUUCACAGGUCAUUACUUCCAAAUCGUGAGACUAGAAAAAGAUGAAUAUUUGACGGCGUUGAGCGGAGAUUGUAAUAUGAGUAUCACGUCUUUGACAUUUCACACUAACAAGAGGAAACACGGACCGUUUUGUAAGAGAUCUGGUUCUCUCAAAAGCUCGAAGAUGGAAAUUGAUGUGGGGAUAAGUGAUCGUAGUGAGUUUGGCGGUCUUUUUGGGACUUUCUCCGAUUAUGGUGGAGAUGGAGGCGAUUUGAUAUCCAUUGGCAUGUAUGUCUUGCUCCCCAAGUUAUCUCCAAUACCUAGAACUAUAAUCACCCAUAACCGAACACUUGGUUAUCAAAGCCCCAAGAUCGUCGAUGGUUUUCCUGUCAAGCCCAACCGCCGUUAUAAGCCCAAACUCAAAGACCGGAUACUCUCCAUGUUGGGUAAAGCUCUUCGGUUUCUUACUAACCUUUGA